Molecule: messenger RNA, 2417 nt
Organism: Anopheles gambiae (African malaria mosquito)
Lineage: Eukaryota; Metazoa; Arthropoda; Insecta; Diptera; Culicidae
Exons: 2
Coding region: 771-2417 (548 amino acids)
Source: RefSeq, a predicted model, not a curated record
GAUAAUAGAAAAACUGGGAAAAAUAAGAUAAAAACAUUGAAAGAUUUUGCCACAUGGUUGAAGCCUACGGAAGAGUUAGCAAUAAUGCUAACAGCCGAAACCACUAAGAAACAAGACAAUUCUCAAAGGCUCCCACAUAAUAUUCAAUCUGUCAAUCGCGAUACUCGACCGCAGCAACGAAACAGCUCUUAUAACAAUCCACCUCCUAGAUCUCGAUUUAGAUGCCUCAUUUGUGGCUAUGAUCACAGAGCCACUGAUUGCCAAGAAUUUAAAAAUAUGCCAAUAGAACGAAGAUGGGAAACCGUGAGACGUAUGCGCAUCUGUGUUAACUGUUGCAAUCAAACUAACCACGAUGCACAUAGUUGUUAUUUGCCUCCGCAAUGCAGGCAAUAUGGUUGUCGGGGAAGACACCACACCUUGCUCCAUCGCAUUUCAAUCCAGAACCCAACUACACCGGUACGCACGGAAAAUUUAAACAUUCACAAGGAACCGGAAUUACCUGAAAUAUACUUUCAAAUUAUACCUGUGACCAUUCGCCACGGGGAUAAUGAACUUGAGACCUUUGCCUUUAUGGACUCAGGGUCUUCCGCAAGUUUGAUUUUACGCGAUCUCAAAGAAGAACUGCAAGUGGAGGGAUCACCUCGGCCAUUUUCUUUGGCUUGGACAAACGGAUCCAUUCAGGAGGACCAGGCAGCCAAACUGUGUCCAUUUUGAUUAAGGACCAGUCUGGAAAAUUUAUUAACCUUGAUGGCCUGAGAACAGUAGAGUCAAUGGAGCUACCAAAACAAACCGUUGAUGGAGCAGCGCUUAAAAGAAAAUAUCGGCAUUUAAAGGGAAUUCAUUUAGCAAGCUAUCGCGAUGGACUACCCAAAAUAAUUAUCGGGUUACCACAUGCUCACCUCAUGUGUGCAUUACGCACCAAAUUAGGACGCGCGGGAGGACCAAUAGCUAUGCAAACCCACCUGGGGUGGGUAUUAUUAGGAGCAAGUAGUUCAAAAUCAAAACAGGAAAGAUUGUUUUCUCUCAUGGAGAAUGGCAAAGAAGAAAAAACAAUGGCGGAUCUAAUGAAAGGGUAUUUUUCUACCGAAGAGUUCGGUGUUAAGCUCGUCACCAACUUGCCUCAAUCAAAAGAAGAAGAGAGAGCAAAAAUACUAAUGAAGGAAACAUUAAAUAAAACGAAGAACGGGUAUGAAAUAGGUCUACUAUGGAAAAGAGAUGAGAUCAGACUCCCGGAAAGCUUCGCUCAAGCACUAAGAAGACUGCAAUGUUUAGAAAGGAAGAUGGAAAGAGACGCGAUACUAAAGAAAUGGUAUCACGAAGAGAUAGCUGCAUAUUGUCAAAAGGGAUACGCUCAAGCGAUCGAAGGGAACAAUCUGUUGAAAGAUGAACAUAACCCCAAACUAAAUUACAUACCGCACUUUGCUAUAAUAAAUUACAACAAGCCCAAACCUAAACCGAGACUUGUAUUUGAUGCUGCAGCAAAAAAUAAUGGCAUAUCACUUAAUUCACAAUUGCUGUCCGGACCUGAUGCAGUUGCAUCUCUUUUCGGCAUACUGAUCCGCUUUAGAGAGGGACGCGUGGGCAUUUCAGGUGACAUCAAGGAAAUGUUUCACCAAGUGGGCAUAAGGCAGGAGGACCGUUGUGCUCAAAGAUUUCUUUAUCGUAGCAACCCAAAUGAUAAACCACAAAUUUUCGAAAUGAAGGUAAUGACCUUCGGGGCAACAUGCUCCCCCGCAUGCGCCCAGUUCGUUAAGAACGAAAAUGCAGCACUUUUUCAAACGAGGUAUCCGGAAGCAGCGAUUGCAAUUGUCCGCAACCAUUAUGUGGAUGAUUAUCUAGACAGUUUCGAUUCUGAUGAAUUGGCGAUCAAGAGAACAAAGGAAGUGAUAAAUAUACACGAUGAAGCGAAAUUCUAUAUCAGAAAUUUUUUAUCGAACUCAGUUAAAGUAUUGGAAAGUCUACCUAAAGAGAGAGUGAGUGACUCCAACCUGAUGAAAAUAUGUGAAUCAGACAACACAUAUGAUAAAAUCCUCGGUCAGUGGUGGGAUAGAGAAAGGGACUCACUUAAGUAUAUAAUAAAAGGCUUAAUAGAAACAGGAGGGAAUGCCACUAAAAGAAUAUUACUAUCAAACACAAUGAAAAUUUACGACCCCUUGGGAUUAAUUGCUAACUACGUGGUAGAAUCAAAAAUAUUAAUGCAAGACAUCUGGAGGCAAGGAUUGGAUUGGGAUGAUAAGUUGCCGGCGGAGCUGCAAAGGAGAUGGCAGGAAUGGGUGGUAAGGAUGAAGGAAGUGGAGACAAUUAACAUUCCCAGAUGCUACUCAUCGGUAUCAGAGGUGCUAAGGCGUGAGCUUCACGUGUUUGUAGACGCAUCUGAAAAGGCGUUUGCAGCAGUGGCCUGCAAGCAGCAGUUCUAG